Molecule: messenger RNA, 610 nt
Organism: Salvia hispanica
Lineage: Eukaryota; Viridiplantae; Streptophyta; Magnoliopsida; Lamiales; Lamiaceae
Source: RefSeq, a predicted model, not a curated record
CCCACCAAACACAUAAUUUAAACCAACAAAAUUCUUCAAGUAAUCUAACUAGCUACCAAACAGGAAGCAUUGAAAACCUGCCAAAAAAAAAAGUCAGCAGCAGAAAAUGGAAGGAUUGAUUCCAUUUGUAUACAAGUCACUGAAAAAGAGCCAGACUCGCCGGAAAUACGAAUGCCUCUCUUCCGGUGCUGCAGAGCAGCCAUACAACAUCGCUGACUUCUACAUGACAGACAACCUCCUUGAUCGAGAAUACAUCGGCAGAAGAGGGUCUGCCACGCCCGGUCCCCAAGAUACACAGUCGGGCCACCGUGGGGCCCACCACCGGCGUUGCAGCUCUGUGGUGAUCGAAGGUGGCCGUGGUUUUGCAUCAGAUGGCAGUGCUCAUCCUCCCCCUAAGAAGCAAAUUGUGAGGUUUAGAAGCCACAGGAUGCUGUCAUGCAUAACUGGUGCAUGAAUUUUAUUUUUAAAGUUAUUCUUGUUUUUUCAUCUUUCUUUUUGAUUUUUUUGUUUUUUUUGGUGUCUUUGGUGUGCUGUUGUGUGCAUGUAAAUAUUAGGAAGCUUUUACUUGGAAAUGAGUGAAAAGGGUUCUUGCAAAAGCAAGUUUCAAGAA